Molecule: messenger RNA, 1961 nt
Organism: Boleophthalmus pectinirostris (great blue-spotted mudskipper)
Lineage: Eukaryota; Metazoa; Chordata; Actinopteri; Gobiiformes; Gobiidae
Gene: mfsd8
Product: major facilitator superfamily domain containing 8
Exons: 12
Coding region: 297-1805 (502 amino acids)
Biological process (GO): transmembrane transport
Cellular component (GO): lysosomal membrane
Molecular function (GO): transmembrane transporter activity
Source: RefSeq, a predicted model, not a curated record
CCGGAAAUGUUUGUAAUCUGUAGCGAACAUGACUGGGAAGUUGGAGAAAAGGGAUCGUAGUCCACUUUGUAAAUAUUAUUGUAUUUGUUUUUAAAACAUGUAGUUUUCUGAAGUCGCCGUUAAUUUAGCAGAAUCUCAUAACAAACGUACUGCUUGCGGAAUGGGUAGGCACCACAUUUUAUCUGCGUCAACCAUUCUGACACUGAGCAUUUGUUUUGAAAUGUUUGCUCAGGACUAGUUCAUUGCACCCCUUUUGUUGUUUGUCAUUAUCAUUUUUUUGCGAAAUUUGAGGCAGGAUGUCUCAAAUUAUCGAUGACGAAACCACUCCUUUGCUUAGAGAUGAUCAUAGCAGUGACUGUCAAGAUGCAGUGUGCAAGAGUCGAUGGAGGUCAAUUCGAGUCAUGUACUUCACAAUGUUUCUCAGCAGUGUCGGUUUCACCAUUGUCAUAACAUCACUGUGGCCCUAUUUACAAAAAAUUGAUCCAAGCGCUGAUGCUAGUUUCCUUGGCUGGGUUGUAGCUGUCUAUAGCCUUGGUCAAAUGAUAGCCUCACCUCUUUUUGGUCUGUGGUCAAACCAUCGUCCACACCGGGAGCCACUGAUCUGCUCCAUUUCCAUCAAUCUUUUAGCUAACAUCUAUUAUGCUUACGUUAAUUUACCAAAGACAGCGAAUAAGUACCACAUGCUGAUAUCAAGAGCCUUUGUAGGUUUUGGAGCAGGUAAUGUUGCUGUGGCAAGGUCAUAUGUUUCUGGAGCUACGUCUCUGGAGGAAAGAACUGGUGCAAUGGCCAAUAUGAGCGCCUGCCAAGCUUUGGGUUUCAUCCUGGGUCCAGCUCUUCAGGCCUGUCUGUCCUUUAUUGGUGAGUGUGGCAUUACGCUCAAGUUCAUUGAACUUCAUCUUAAUAUGUACACGGCCCCUGCUAUUCUGGCUGCAGCUUUGGGUCUCAUCAAUAUUUUGCUGGUUUUGUUUAUACUGAAAGAGCAUCAUGUUGAUGAUGAUGGAAGAUAUAUUCAGCCAAGCAUCAACUAUACAGAUGAUAAUGUUGAAGAUAGUGUCGAAACAGAAGAAAGUGUUGACCAGGUGGCAGUGUUGACUUCAAAUGUUCUCUUUUUUAUAGUUAUGUUUAUCUUUGCUAUAUUUGAAACUAUUGCAACCCCUUUGUCUAUGGACAUGUUUGCAUGGACAAGAAAAGAAGCUGUGUUAUACAAUGGGAUCAUACUUUGCUGUAUUGGAUUUGAAUCCAUCCUGGUAUUUCUUGUUGUGAAACUGGUUUCUCAGAGGUUUGGUGAUCGCCCAGUAUUGUUAGCAGGCUUGGCUUUUAUAUUUUGUGGCUUUUUUUGCCUUCUUCCCUGGGGAAAUCAUUACCCUAAAAUACAGUGGGCAGAUAUUAAAAACAAUACACAGGUCAGUCAAAUGGUGUCUUUGGCUAACAGCACAGUGGAGCCAACUGGAUGCCCGUUUGUGCAGACCUGGUGCCAGUACACCCCAGCCAUAAACAUUGCUCAGUACAUUUUUUCUGAUUUCCUUAUUGGUGUGGGUUACCCAGCAUGUAAUGUCAUGUCUUACACACUCUACUCCAAACUUUUGGGACCAAGACCACAGGGUGUGUACAUGGGCUGGCUGACAGCUGCAGGCAGUGGAGCACGAACACUUGGUCCAGUCUUUGUGUCAAACAUCUACACUCACCUUGGACCCCGAUGGGCUUUCAGUCUGAUCUGUGGCAUGGUUAUCGGUGCCAUUGUCCUCCUCAUCUCAGUCUACAAAAGACUUAUUGCUUUCUCUGUUCGUCUUGGAAGGACUGGCUGACAAAUCAAAGAGUACUUUACUAUUUAAAGUUUUAAAUUACAAGUACAAGGAAUUUUUUAUGUUCAAAUGAUUUACUUUUAUCGGUUCCACUGAACUGUGAUUAAUCAGUGAUAGACCUGCUUUUACAAUAAAAUUUAACAACUGGUGAUACAUUAA